Salvelinus namaycush (lake trout) is the source of this 3195-nucleotide messenger RNA. RefSeq names its product t-complex 11, testis-specific-like 1 (gene tcp11l1). Gene Ontology annotation, biological process: signal transduction. Lineage: Eukaryota; Metazoa; Chordata; Actinopteri; Salmoniformes; Salmonidae. The transcript is spliced from 11 exons. The record is from RefSeq and is a predicted model, not a curated record. The coding region runs from base 227 to 1693 and encodes 488 amino acids.
CGGAAGACUUCCUUAAUUUUCACCAGAGAUCAACAACGCAUUUAGCUAGCUAUGUAACUUCAUUCACCAUGCCAGAAGUACACUUUGAUUAGCCAGCAGAGAGACUACUACUCCAUCACUCCAUUGUCCAUUCACUUCAGGUCUGGCAAAAGUAGGACCAAAGAAAUCUACCCUGCAAGCUAGCUAACCACAGUAUACGUCCCGGGACUCAAGUGAGAGGAGCAACAUGCCCAAGGACUCUGACAAACCUGGGGGUGGAGAGGACAGAACUGACUCCUCUGAACAGUCUCAUAGUAAGAGAGUCCGGAGAGGCACACCUAGUCCUCACAGAGGGAGCACCCCACAAUCCAGCCCACCAAGAUUUGUGUCAGUGGAGGAGCUCAUGGAGACGGCGAAAGGUGUGACCAACAUGGCCCUGGCCCAUGAGAUCGUAGUGAAUAAUGACUUCCAGGUGAAGCCCUCAGAGCCAGCAGAAGGAAGUUUGGAAAAAAGAGUGAAGGAAAUUAUGCAUAAAGCAUUCUGGGACGUUCUAGAGGCACAACUGAGUGAGAACCCGCCAUCAUAUAAUCACGCCAUCAAACUUCUUGCUGAGAUCAAAGAGACUCUGCUGUCCUUUCUGCUUCCGGGUCAUGGUCGGUUGAGGGGGCGAAUUGAGGAGGUGCUAGACCUCUCUCUGAUCCAGCAGCAGGCAGAGAACGGAGCUCUGGACAUCAGUAAGGUGGUUGAGUUUGUCAUUGGUAUGAUGGGUUCACUCUGCGCUCCGAGCCGGGAUGAGGAAAUCCGGAAGCUUCGGGAAAUCACAGAUCUUGUGCCUCUGUUAAAGGCGAUAUUUCCAGUGAUGGAUAAAAUGAAACUUGAUAUGGCCAAUUUUGCCGUCAGCAGUAUCCGACCUCACCUCCUGCAGCAAUCCGUGGAGUACGAACGGAAGAAAUUCCAGGAGUUUGUUGAAAAACAACCCAACGCCUUAGACUUCACUGAGAAGUGGCUUCAAGACUCUGCUAAAUGUGUACUUCAUGAAGAUCAAGCGGGUGGGGCGGGUAGUUUACCCACUCCUCUCGCUGUGCACAACCAUGCUUACCUGCGUCUGCUUAAAUGGAACCACGCCUCUGAUCCUUUCCCUGAGACUCUUCUCAUGGACCAGGUGCGUUUCCAGGAAAUGCAGCAGGACUUGGAGCAGCUGGUUCUGGUGGCGUCUGUGCUACUCAUAGUGUACAACACCACGGGAGAGGCCAUCUCAGGCCUGCCAGGCCUUAUGGACAGACUGAAGAGGACCAUCGGGGUUCUGCUCACAGAGACGCACAUGCCGUCUUUCAGUGCAGAUGAAGCCUUGGCUACCAUUGGAGAGAGGAUGUGUGUGGAGCUAAGUGGAUGUCUGUCUGAACAUGGCUUCUCCCCGUUCUCCACCAACCGGCAGAGCAUUCUAAAAGGCCAGAUCUCGGCUGUUACUCUCCCAGACAACGCCAUCCGCAGGCUUAUAGGCUCCCGCAUCCAGACUUACUUGCUUGCCUUCCUGGAGUCCAGUCACAGGAGUGCUCCAACCCUGCCAGGGGGCCUAGCUCCAGUCAGCAAAGAGCUGGAAGAGAUUGCCAUGAAGUUUGGCCGUCUGGUCCACUUCAACAAGUUGGUUUAUUCCCCUUUCUACCAAAAGAUCCUUCAGGAGAUUGUGCAAGAAGGAGAAAGUCAUGACACCUAGGCUUUAACACUGAACUGUUAAUUAAAAUGGGAUUACUGUAGGUUAUCCAUGCUUUCCAUUGUAUGGCUAAAGAUAAUGUAAUAAUGACAGUAUUGUACAAUGCCAGUAUUAAUUGAUAUGAAAAUACUUAUACACAAGCGCUGUUGCAUUCACAUGUUACUUAUUUGAUGAUGGUGCCUCUGUUUCUGGAUUGGUACAACAAACACGGGUAAAAAAAGGCAUACAAAACGGCAUGUUUUCUUUUACUUGCAUUAAAUAAGGAGUUCUGUGAUAGCAUCUGGAAACUAUUUGGUACAGGCUACUCAUGAAUUGAAUUGCUUAAAAAAAAUAUACAACAAGAUGUAGAAUUUAUUCCCAGAAGAUAACACUAAAAAGUAUUCCUUAAUACACGUUUCCAAAGUGGUCCUCGAUGGUAAAGGGGAGAACAUAAGAGGACUUUUUGUGUAGAGACCCUCCUUGUUGGAUAUUUAUUUCCACUGUAAACUGCUAUGUAUACUGUAAAGCACACAUCGCUACCUAGGUUUCCAUCCAAUUGGCGACAGUUUCAUGCGAAUAUUUUAAAAUCUGCAUAAAACAAUAUGCACAUUUUCCCAACAGAGAUGUGUUCCCAUCAAAUUGACAGACAAAAGGCUGUGCGUGAUGAUGUAGUGCAACUGAAAAUAGCUUUUGCGGUUAAAUUCCCAUGUACCGAAUAAAAAUAAAAAUAAAUAAACAAGUUAAAUGGGUUUCCAGCGCAUUUUCAACUCUACUGAUGGUUUUCACACACAAAAUGUUGGAUUAUAUAGUGAGUGUGCCCACUCUGGUAUUGGCAUCGCUGUUGGCAAGCCCGCAUGUUUAGUUUACAUGAUGAGAUUAUUAGGACAAAAGAGCGAGAUUAUCUGAUAUAUCUCAAACGGCAGACAAGCAUUGAUGACCAUGUCACCAGAAUAAGACCCUCGAUGUUUAUUGGAAAGGAGCAUCAAGCUCACCACCUUGCACUUUCACCACCCUGUGAACUUCAUCACUAAUUCACAAUUUAUUUGAUCUUUAGCCUAAUAAACUGCAUGCUUUCCCUACGAGUCGUAGUGGGAGGACCACAACAUGUCAUCGUUUGACUCCAAGUUUACUUUGAUGUGAUGGUUAUUAUAUCAAUAUUUGCGCAUAAGUGUUUCCAUUGAUAUUUCUCUCAUAAUUCAUUAUACCAACACAAAUUCCACCUUGUCUAGCAUCUUUAGGCCUGUCAUAAAUUUUUUUUAUCUGACAUGUACUUUACUUGCAUAAAAAGGUUGGAUGGGAACCUGGUUAUUGACAGUGAUCAUGAUUGGUGCCUUGCACCUUCAUGUGACCAGCUGUAGAUUCAUGAUUUGGUAAUUGUUCAAACAUGUUAACAAUUUUAAUGAAAGGACAAAAGGUAAUACUGAACCAUACAAUCAAUCAAAUGUAUUUAUAAAGCCCUUUUUACAUCAGCAGAUGUCACAAAGUGCUAUACAGAAACCCAGCCUAAAACACCAAACAGCAAACGA